AUGUCUGACUUGCUCCCAUCUAUUCGGCGCUUUGAUCGCACUGAAAUCCCAGAUGAUGUCUGGGAAACUCUACGUGACAAUGCUGCUCGCGCAAAUGUUAUCCUUCCACACGCCAAAAAGGUUUUCGAUGACCAAGACUCCUUACCCGGUUCUGAGCAGCUUUGGCUUGUCUACUCGAAGCCUGGAACUUCCAACAUCAAAUUGAUCCUAUCCUGCACAGAGGGACCACAGGGCAAAUACCCUAUUUUCAUCGUUCCCACAGCUCCCAUCGCUGAAUUGACCCCCGAGCUCCUUCAAAGCGCUAUGGAGGCGUUUUGCAAGGCGCUUCUAGACGGAGCUCACUCCAGGAAGCAGAGAGUAUUCUCUGUCUUUUCUGUGAAACCAGUCGCCGAAGCGUUCGCUAGCGCAUGGAAGACGCUCACACAGAUCAAUUGCAUCCCGAAACCAUAUUAUGAUGCAAUUUUCAUGACGUGUUCCCGCGAGACAUUGAUCCGCGCUGCCCCUCCCACAGAGGAUGAGGUGAUCGAGCUGCGUCGAGCUAUCUCACAGGAUGCCGACAAGAUUGCUGUACUUUGUGAAAAAUUUCCGGGACUUCGGUACGAUCCAUUCGUCCUCACCCCCGAACAAGCCUCCCAAGAAGCUGCGCUCUUGAUUGACAACAAUCAAGCCUGGGUAUACGAGGUCCGAGAGUCCAAUGAUGAAACCGACAUUGCGAGCAUUGUCGCUGUGACACGGGACUCAACAACCGUUGCGGCCAUCACGAAGGUCUACACGCCAGACAUCUGGAGGGGUAAGGGCCGUGCCGAGAGAUUGGUUCGCCGUGUUUGCAGAGAGUUGCUGAAGACGCACGAGCAAGUUGUCUUGUACGUCGGCGUCGAUAAUCACGCCAAGAAAGUGUACGACCGCGUGGGCUUCCAGGGUCUUAGUGAAGGGUUUCCUACAAUUGAUGGAGCGGAGCACUGGGUUGAAAUUGGUUUUGAUAGAGCCGAAGUUACACUCGGCCACUGGUAG
Messenger RNA from Suillus paluster, 1011 nucleotides. RefSeq lists its product as uncharacterized. The record is from RefSeq and is a predicted model, not a curated record. Gene Ontology annotation, molecular function: acyltransferase activity, transferring groups other than amino-acyl groups. Lineage: Eukaryota; Fungi; Basidiomycota; Agaricomycetes; Boletales; Suillaceae. The transcript has 3 exons. Bases 1 to 1011 code for a protein of 336 amino acids.